AUACGCUUAACCAACCGUUAAAAUAAGAUACCUUUAUGAAUUAUUUAUUAUUGAUACUAUGACAAAUAAAUAAUAUAUUUCAAGAUCCUAGUAUAUAAAAAAAAUAUCGGCAAGCAGAUGGAAACGGAUACAAAUGGACCACGGUCUUUUAAAGAAUUUUACCGGGGACGCAGGAUGGUAACACUGCUAUACAGUCUGUUCUGCAGAUAAACAUUUUCAUUGUAUUUCUCUUAUUCGGUUUUAUCAAAUGACCAAACUGCCAAUCAUUCGUUUGUUGUGCUUAUCGUGACGAAUGAUUACUGUUUAACUCUAAGCCUUAAGACUACCAUUUACAAAUAAAAAUAUACACAUGAUUAUCAGUAUCAUUUAAAAAAUUAAAAUUUUUAAGAUCAAUUUUAACAAAUAUUAAUCGUUUGUUUGAGCAUUCUCAAAGGCCAUAUAGGUAUCAAAAAUGGCCCGAAAUGCAGAAAAAGCAAUGUAAGUUUUCUAUUUUUAACUUUUUCUAUCUCAAACAAACAUUUUACAAUACAAUUUGUUAAACUAACAUAUUUCCACAUUCUUAAUUUGAAAACUAUUAUGAAAGAGUAUGAGAUAUCUUUUAAUUUUGAUGAUGUAUACAGUUAAGUCAUAACACAAAUACACUCAUAAUAACAUAAUACAAUUAAUUAAAUAAAUACAAAAAAAAAAUAUAUAUAUAGUUAGAUAUAUAUCGAUCACAGGAAAAACUCUAUAUACGUAGCUACGUAGUUGGACUAGUUACAAUAAUGAAAUAUUUACACAUAGUUGUAGUUGAUUAUUUCUGUCAUAAUAAUAGGACCACAUUAGCUCGUUGGCGGGCUGCACAAGUGAAGGAACAUGGUGGCAAGGAAGAACGGCGACCAUACUUAGCUACUGAGUGUACAGACUUGAAGGCUGCUGAAAAAUGGAGGGUUCAAAUUAUAAGAGAAAUAUCUAAAAAAGUAGCACAAAUCCAAAAUGGUAUGUAAUAUUUAAUAAUUAAUGAUUUAUUUACUAAUUUAUUAUUUAAUAUAUUAGCUGGAUUGGGAGAGUUCAGAUUACGUGAUCUCAAUGAUGAGAUUAAUAAACUAUUGCGAGAAAAAAAACAUUGGGAAUAUCAGAUUCGUGAGCUUGGAGGUCCAGAUUUCUUACGAAUGGGACCUAGAAUGCUAGAUCAUGAAGGCAGAGAAGUACCUGGUAAUAGAGGUUAUAAAUAUUUUGGAGCUGCAAAAGAUCUACCUGGUGUUCGAGAACUAUUUGAACAUGAACCACCUCCACCUCCUCGGCGUACUAGAGCUGAACUAAUGAAAAAUAUAGAUGCCGAUUAUUAUGGCUACAUGGAUGAAGAAGAUGGUCUUUUAUUGGCGAUGGAAAGAAAAAAAGAAAAACUGAGUAUGUAUACUUUUUGGAUUUAUUAUAGAAUUUAAUAUUCAAUUGAUUAUUUUUUCUAUUUUUUUUUUCAGUGUUGGAAGCAUUAGGUCAAAAGGCGACCGUUCGUGAUGAAAUUGAUAUGGUUGGUAAUUUUUUAUUAUUUUUCUACCUAAAGAGUAAAAACAGAUUUUAUAGGUAAUUUAAAUUUUUUAAUUAAGGCUUUUGAAGAAGUUGACAGUGAUGAUGAAGAUAUUUCAACAAUGUUUAGCAGCUCACGAUAUAUUCAUCCACCACCUGUGCCUACUAAUCAAGAUAUUCAAACAUUAAUACUUGAUUCUAAAAAACGAGAACUACUUGAGACUUUUGCUGGUGUAGAAAGUAAUAAACAAUACGAAGAAAAAGAAGAUUUAGCCGAUAUAUCAUCAUCCGAUGACGAAUUAUAUACUAAAUAAAUAAACUUGUAUUCUAAUGAUUCAUUUUUGAAAUAUUAAAAUUACCUUUAAAUAAAUUAAGUGAAUGUUUUCAUGAUUCUGCAUAUGUCUCUACUUCAAUUAACCCUCGACAGAUAUAUGAAAAUUCUUUGACUACAUCUUGUAAAGCCUUUUUGCUACUUUUUUCUCUAUAAAAACAACAAUUUAAAUAAUUAAUUUUUUUUUUAAGGUUUAUUAAUACUAGGUAAAUUUACCGUAUCACUCGUUUGAAAAAAAUAGUUUUCAUAUCUUCUGUUACAUUCGGUAAUAAAAUAUUUUGUAUCGUUAUUAUAUCUUGAAACCAUAUUUGUAAAUUACUACUAUAUUUUUUAUUUAAUAUUAACAAGACUUCACACAUAACAUCUAAACUUGCUGUCACUGUAUCACCUUCUAUAAAUAUUUAUAUAUAUAUAAACAUU
Molecule: messenger RNA, 2257 nt
Organism: Cinara cedri
Lineage: Eukaryota; Metazoa; Arthropoda; Insecta; Hemiptera; Aphididae
Source: the annotation of a GenBank genome assembly